CUCCCGACUCUUACCAUCAGCAGCCGCCGGCACCACCGCUCCUCCUCCAUUUCGAUCCAAAUCACACAUCAGCUCCAAGGAAGGAAGCCGUCAGCCAUGUCCGGCCGCGGCAAGGGAGGGAAGGGGCUGGGCAAGGGAGGCGCCAAGCGCCACCGGAAGGUGCUGCGCGACAACAUCCAGGGGAUAACCAAGCCGGCCAUCCGCCGUCUGGCGCGGCGUGGCGGCGUGAAGCGCAUCUCGGGGCUCAUCUACGAGGAGACCCGCGGCGUGCUCAAGAUCUUCCUGGAGAACGUCAUCCGCGACGCUGUCACCUACACCGAGCACGCCCGCCGCAAGACCGUCACCGCCAUGGACGUCGUCUACGCGCUCAAGCGACAGGGACGCACCCUCUACGGAUUCGGCGGCUAGGCCGCGCCGGUCCACUCGAAUCCACCUCGCGCCACCGCAUUAGUAUCUAAGCCAUGGUUGUUCAGUGUAAUGGAAUGGCCGCAUCUCGCUGCUGUUUGCCCUGGACUUGUUUGUUGUUCGGAUGUACUAGUAUGGAAUGGAAAUCACAGCAUUUUACCCCUGAAUUCGUAUGUAAUCUGUGGCUCUGUCGAUGUUUGUUCGUGCGUAUGGUCAGAUAUUACCAGUGCGUUCAUCAA
Triticum dicoccoides is the source of this 644-nucleotide messenger RNA. Its product is annotated as histone H4. The transcript has a single exon. The record is from RefSeq and is a predicted model, not a curated record. Gene Ontology annotation, cellular component: nucleosome. NCBI's taxonomy places the organism in Eukaryota, Viridiplantae, Streptophyta, Magnoliopsida, Poales, Poaceae. Gene Ontology annotation, molecular function: structural constituent of chromatin; DNA binding; protein heterodimerization activity. The coding region runs from base 97 to 408 and encodes 103 amino acids.